Branchiostoma belcheri (Belcher's lancelet) is the source of this 1511-nucleotide messenger RNA. RefSeq names its product NEDD8-activating enzyme E1 catalytic subunit-like. Gene Ontology annotation, biological process: protein neddylation. Lineage: Eukaryota; Metazoa; Chordata; Leptocardii; Amphioxiformes; Branchiostomatidae. Gene Ontology annotation, cellular component: cytoplasm; nucleus. Gene Ontology annotation, molecular function: NEDD8 activating enzyme activity. The transcript has 17 exons. Bases 122 to 1480 code for a protein of 452 amino acids. The record is from RefSeq and is a predicted model, not a curated record.
GGAUAUCUUUUAGCUCUCUUGCUAGCGCACCGGUUCCAACGUGAGAGUUUUCCUCGUCAAAACCAGGCAGAAACGACUUGACAGCGAAAAUAUAGACACCACAGAGGACUCGAGACCAGGGAUGGCAAAUCAAGCUGAAGAACCGAUGAUGGUAGACGGGCGUGUGGACAGCCCAGGGGGCAGCUGGCCUGACAGGUGGAAUCACGUCAAGAAGCUGCUGGAAAGAGCCGGGCCAUUCGCACAUCCCGACUUCGAACCUAGUCCUGAGACUAUCCAGUUCAUGCUGGAGGUGUGUAAGAUUCUCUGCAUUGGAGCAGGAGGGCUGGGCUGUGAGCUGCUGAAAGACCUGGCCCUGAUGGGUUUCCGUAACAUCCAUGUGAUUGACAUGGACAAGAUCGACGUCUCCAACCUCAACAGACAGUUCCUCUUCAGACCGAAGGAUGUUGGGAAGCCCAAGGCUGAGACUGCAGCAGAGUUUGUCAACACCAGAGUCCCGGGAUGCAGAGUUACACCACACUAUGCAAAAAUUCAAGAUUUUGAUGGAGAAUUCUACAGACAAUUCCAUAUCAUAGUGUGCGGGUUGGACUCGAUUCUAGCACGGCGAUGGAUGAAUGGAAUGGUGUUAAGCCUGAUAAACUAUGAGGAGGACGGCUCUGUGGACCAGUCGUCCAUCAUCCCCCUUAUAGACGGGGGCACAGAGGGCUUCAAGGGAAACGCUCGAGUCAUCCUGCCUGGCAUCACCGCAUGUAUGGACUGUACACUGGAGCUGUACCCUCCACAGGUGACCUACCCCAUGUGUACCAUAGCCCACACACCUCGCCUGCCUGAACACUGUAUAGAGUGGGUCAGGAUACUCCUGUGGCCACAGGAGAAACCGUUUGGAGAGGAGGUUGGGAUAGAUGGAGAUGAUCCUGCGCACAUCAAGUGGAUCUAUGACCGAGCGUUGGAACGGGCAGAAAAGUAUGGAAUAUCUGGGGUCACCUACAGACUUACACAAGGAGUUGUGAAGCACAUCAUCCCAGCAGUGGCUUCAACGAAUGCCGUCAUUGCAGCUGCCUGUGCCACUGAAGUCUUCAAAAUUGCAACAAGUUGCUGCACUCCUCUGAACAACUACAUGGUUUUCAAUGACACAGAGGGCCUGUACACUUAUACAUUUGAGGCAGAAAAAAAGGACGACUGUCUUGCCUGUAGCCAGGUCCCCCAGAAGUUCACCUUUGCCCCCUCAGACAAGCUGAAGGACGUCAUCCAGUACCUGUGUGACAGCGCAGCAACGCAGAUGAAGGCGCCGGGAGUCACCGCGAUUGUUGACGGGAGGAACAAGACACUGUACAUGCAGGCGGUCGAGUCAAUAGAGAAGAGGACGCGCGAUAACUUAACCAAAACGUUAGGAGAGCUGGGUCUUGUAGACGGACAGGAACUUGUCGUAGCUGACAGUACCACGCCCCAGUCUGUCAUCUUCAAGCUUCACUUCUCCCAGUAGACAAGUACACAUACAGCUCAAGCCAUAUUUG